Messenger RNA from Annulohypoxylon maeteangense, 1812 nucleotides. RefSeq lists its product as uncharacterized. NCBI's taxonomy places the organism in Eukaryota, Fungi, Ascomycota, Sordariomycetes, Xylariales, Hypoxylaceae. Gene Ontology annotation, molecular function: oxidoreductase activity, acting on the CH-OH group of donors, NAD or NADP as acceptor. The coding region runs from base 483 to 1433 and encodes 316 amino acids. The transcript is spliced from 2 exons. The record is from RefSeq and is a predicted model, not a curated record.
UAGUAUUUAAGCAAUGAUAUCAAUGAAUAUACCAAAGAGCUAUAUAGAUCAGGUAGUUAAUUGACUACAAACGUCUAUAAAACCUAAUCGAACCUCAGGAAUUCCGACUAACCAAUUUUCUACCUACCUAGGUACAUUUAUAGAGAGUAUAUAUCCCAUACGAAGCCCGGAAUACUCCAAGACCGAAUGCGGGCACGGGACCUCAGGUCGGUAGACGAUAUCCCCAGAAGUCUCCAAGGCCGGCCCCUCCGCACUCCAUCCUAUGCAAGUGUUUAGAGGGGAACAGGACGAUCAACCGAUGUCACACAACGUCUAUUGAUCCUUUACCCCGUCGCCCACGCCCGGUCUCGCUGCCUGUCGACAUGACCUGGCUUUUAUAACGCGGGGGAGUACGUUAAGAUGGCAUCGAGCGGGAAAUGCAUUACCUCUGAUAGAAUCUACCUCCUAGGUGUUUUUUGACCUACGGUUAAUUAAUAGUAAUCAUGUUUCUAGGUCCACGCACGGCGAGCUUUACGACAUGGGGAUGUCUUCGUCUCGUUAGAUCAGCAUCAGGGGGUUUGGCCAACAACUCCGGUCGUUUAACCGUGGGGAUAAAAUGUCUAAGGGCUGGAUACGCCUCGCUUUCCCGCAGCCAGGGCGAGAGGAGAACCGUCAUCGUGACGGGUUCGAGUCGAGGGAUAGGGAAAGCUAUCGCGUUGCGUCUCGCUGCAGACGGGUACGAUGUCUGUAUAAACGAUGUACCCGCGAACCAAGCCGGCUGCGAUGAGGUCGUCAAGGAAAUCCAGAAAAUGGGCAGAAAGUCGGUUACCGCGAUCGCGGAUGUGUCGAAACGGGAUCAGGUGAAGGAGAUGGUGCAGACGAGCAUCAAGGAAUUAGGGCCUUUGGAUACGAUGAUCGCCAACGCAGGAAUCUGCCAAGUAAAAAGCGUGCUGGAGCUCAGCACCGAAGAAUUCGAGCACAUGUUCGCAGUCAACGUGUUCGGGGUGCAGAACUGCUUCGCGGAAGCCGCAGCACAGAUGAUCGCGCAAGGGACCUGCAAGCCUGAUCGGCCAGGAAAACUAAUCGCGGCAUCGUCGGUAGCGGGGUUCAAGCCCUUCGACAUGCUGCCGCACUACACAUCCACCAAAUUCGCGGUGCGCGGGCUCAUGCACUGCUACGCGAUGUACAUGGCGCAGCACCACAUCACGGCGAACGCGUACGGGCCGGGGAUCAUCGACACGGAUAUGUGGGAGCUGAUCGAUUCGCAUAUGGCGAAGCGGAAGGGGUUGUCGCAGGGAGAGGUCAUGAGGAGGAGGAUUGAGGACGAGGUUGCGUUGUCGAGACCCGGGACUGGUGAGGAUGUGGCGAAGUUGGUUAGCUUUUUGGCGAGUUCGGAUAGCGAUUAUGUUACGGGGCAGACGCAGAUUGUGGAUGGGGGGUCGCAUUAUACGUAGCUUGGUUAGGGUCGGAUAUUGAGGUUUUUAAUACCUGCCGGUUACAGUCUUGUUUCUGACAUUAGUCAACCCCUGUUAUCUAAGUAUGCUGGUGAGUGUAGGUAUUUAAGACGUCGUAUGAAUAUGAUAAGCACCUUGAGAACCUUAGGCUUUAGAUGUGAAGCUCUAAAUAACGUCAGUGGGCAUCUCGUACAUCCGUAGAUUUCUUUAGAUAUGUUGGGAUGUUUAGGCCAGAAAAGUCUUAUAAUGAAGAUAGAGUUCAUCGUAUAAGAAAGAUAUCAUGACUGAGUACGACUUCAUCCGCUAUUGGUCGCCAAGCAGCUAAUAGAAUGGCGAGCUUGCUACGCAGUGUUAUGGUUUAAUCUGAUCUUUAGACUCU